Messenger RNA from Vollenhovia emeryi, 1937 nucleotides. RefSeq names its product something about silencing protein 10 (gene Sas10). Gene Ontology annotation, cellular component: small-subunit processome; nucleolus. Bases 133 to 1473 code for a protein of 446 amino acids. Lineage: Eukaryota; Metazoa; Arthropoda; Insecta; Hymenoptera; Formicidae. Gene Ontology annotation, biological process: maturation of SSU-rRNA from tricistronic rRNA transcript (SSU-rRNA, 5.8S rRNA, LSU-rRNA). The record is from RefSeq and is a predicted model, not a curated record. The transcript has 4 exons.
AAGAAUAAGAAGAAGAAGUGGCUGUUUCUUGAGUGAGUUGGGAUUAGGUUAGAUCAGGUUGUAAAUAGGCGACGUAAAGCAACGUGGGUACAGUUUGUAUUUCUUCGAAGUACCUUCGUGUUAUUCGCGAAUAUGGUUCGCAAAAAAAGAACAAGAAAACCUGUCGAUGUUGAGGACAUGGACAAUGUGAAUGAUAUGGAAGAUGUGGAUAUGGAUGCUGUGACAGAUUCGGAAGAGGAAUACACAGAGACUGAAAAGAAGCUGCUGGAGAAAGUGCGGAAGCCGCGCACCACCGAGAAUUUUGACAGCGACGACGAGGUUUAUGGACUGCAAGAUGACAGCGAGGAGGAGGAGGAGGAGGACAAUCAGCAAGACUCGAUGGAAUCCGACAUCGAGGGGGCACAGGAGGACGACGACAUGCCAAAUGACAGAGCUUGGGGUAGCAAAGCGAAAGCCUUUUACUCGUCGGACUUCAAAUUUACAGAUUACGCGUCGGCGCCUGAGAAAGACUUGAUCAACGCAGACCUGGAAGAGGAGGAAGGGAGAAGGUUGCAUUUGAGAUCGAUGGGACAGCAUUUGGAUCUAGAUGGCUCGAGUUUUAGUAGGAACAGAGCAGCUCCAGUUGUGGAGGGCAGCAAAGUAACUCGAGAGGACAGUGAACAGGUGUCCGAUAAGGAAUCUUUCAUGAUCUUGGUCAAUACUUUUAAAGAAUACAUGACUGAGGCGAGGGACACUUUGGCGCCCUUCCUCGAAUUGGUCAAGGACGGAACGUGUCCCGAGUGCAAGGCGGUAGGUUUUAUCAGAACCAAAUACGAGGUCAUAUUGAAUUAUUGCACGAAUAUCUCGUUUUGCCUAAUGCUGAGAACCAAAGGACUGCCAGUGAAGUCGCAUCCAGUUGUAAAGCGUUUAGAACAGUACCGUCAGCUGCUCGACAAAUUGCAAUCGGAGCAGGGAGACCUAUUGGAGCAAGUUGCAGAGAUAUUGAAGGCAGUCAAAGAAGGCAGGCCCCUUUACAGCGUAUCAGAUGGGCCUCGAAUAAAAACCAGCAAGAGGAGUCCAAGGCUCGCUUGCUUAACUAAACAGCUGGCGCGUAAAAUAGAGGCAGCGGUGCCAAAGGAACAGUCGUUAUCUGAUAGCAUGGACGAAGAAACGAGCAUUGAGGAUCUAGAUACUGCAGAGAAAUACGAUGGCGAAUCUGAGGCUGAUAAAAAAGAUAAUACAGCUCUAAAUAUAAACGAGGAGGAGGAAGCAAUCAAGAGAGCGAUAACGUACAAAAUGGCAAAGAACAGAGGUCUCACGCCUUAUCGUAAGAAGGAACUGCGUAAUCCGCGUGUGAAGCACAGAAACAAGUAUCGCAAGGCCAAGAUUCGCCGAAAGGGCGCGGUGAGAGAAGUGAGAAAGGAAUUGACUCGUUACGCAGGAGAGAUAUCGGGUAUCAAUAUAGGCGUGAAAAAGGGCAUUAAAUUAAAAUAACUAAGAUCUUGUCGAAUAUCAAUUAUGUAAAUUUUUUAAAUAUACGAAUAUGCUGUGUCUAAUUGUGCGUUGUAACUGGAUAUUAGUUUUUAAGGCCGGGAUUUAUAGUCGAAUCUCGUAUUCAAGACCGUGUCGAAUUUAUCUAAAAAUGUACAGAACAUUUCAUCGGCUAUGGAGCAUCUAAAGACGAUCUUGAGGCAGUCUUGAAUACAAGAUCUGGCUAUGAAUACUGGCCUUAUGGAUGUGCAAUUUCUGAUAUUAAUCGAUCCGGGGUCGUGAGAGGUGGGAGACUUUAAACUCCGUCUGAAAAUUAUCAGCUGCGAUCAAUUGAUAAUCGCCACAUAAUUGCAAAGCGCUCGUCGAUAUUCAGAUAAUAAAAGUGUGAAAUUAAGCGAACGGUUACGACGUAAAUACAAUAGACAAAUGACUGUAUUUUAUCAGAAAAAUAUAUGUACAGUAAGAAA